AUGAGACAAUGGCAUUGGGUAGAAUUGUUCAAUGACUAUGAGUGUGAUAUCCAUUAUCACCCCGGCAAAGCCAACGUUGUCGCAGAUGCCCUUAGUAGGAAGGAACGAGAAAAGCCUUUAGAUGUUCGUGCAUUGCGAUUAACCAUUCAGAUGAGUUUGACUUCUCAGAUUUGCAAGGCACAACGAGAAGUUUUAAGAGAAGAGAAUUUGAGAGGAGAACGUUUGAGGGGAUUGGAGUGUGAAUUGAUACCGAAUGCAGAUGGAGUGAUGUACUUUAUAAAUCAGAUUUGGGUUCCAUUGAGAGGAAACCUACGUGAGCUGGUAAUGAAUGAAGCUCGGAAAUCCAGUUACCACGCUAGUAUCAAAGUCGCCCCGUUCGAAGCUCUUUACGGUAGGAAGUAUCGUUCGCCCCUCCGUUGGGCAGAAGUUGGUGAAAGGCAAUUAACCGGCCCCGAACUUAUUCAGGAAACCACCGACAAGGUUGCCUUGAUCAUGGGAAGGUUGAAAGUUGUCGCUAAUCAACAAAAGAGCUAUGCGGAUAAUCGGAGGAAGUCGUUACAGUUUCAAGUCGGAGAUCGUGUAUUGCUAAAGGUGUCACCCUGGAAGGGUGUAAUUAGGUUUGGGAAGGGGAGAAAGCUGAGUCCGCGCUACAUAGGUCCUUUUGAAAUCCUAUCUCGAGUUGGACCGAUCGCUUAUAGACUCGAGCUGCCUCAGGAGUUGGACGGAGUACAUGAUGUGUUUCAGGUUUCCAAUCUGAAGAAGUGUUUAUCUGAUGAAACACUGAUCAUACCCCCUAAUGAGGUUCAAAUAGACAAUAAACUUAGAUUUAUUGAAGAACGGGUUGAAGUAUUGGAUGAGAAGAUCCAGAAACUUAGGAGGAGUUGA
Helianthus annuus (common sunflower) is the source of this 885-nucleotide messenger RNA. RefSeq lists its product as uncharacterized. The record is from RefSeq and is a predicted model, not a curated record. The coding region runs from base 1 to 885 and encodes 294 amino acids. The transcript is spliced from 2 exons. Lineage: Eukaryota; Viridiplantae; Streptophyta; Magnoliopsida; Asterales; Asteraceae.